This is a messenger RNA of Spodoptera littoralis (African cotton leafworm), 7243 nucleotides long. The record is from the annotation of a GenBank genome assembly. NCBI's taxonomy places the organism in Eukaryota, Metazoa, Arthropoda, Insecta, Lepidoptera, Noctuidae.
GAAAAAACGGUGAACGGUUUGAAGUUUAAAAAAUUGUUUGCGUUUGAAUUUUAACAAUUCAAAGAUCGUUUAUUAUUGAGUUUGAAAGUUUUAAUAAAAUGUGUGAUAUAAUCAAAUAAAACUUGUGAUUUAUUGAGUUCUGAGUGUUUCAUUUACGCUGAUCAUGUAUUUCCAAAUUGAAAAUACUCCUGAACAUAUACGAAGGGCUCGGCGCGCGGAAUUUGUUGUGAAGGAGGCACCAAAGGAAGAAUGUCCUCGUCUUGUCCUGGCCCCGUUUUCUCGGCCUCCGCAAGUGGUAUUCGACAAUGUUCUUAUUGGUGCAACUUGCGAGAGGAACCUGGAGGUGUUCAACCCGUCAAAGCAAGUACAACAGAUAACACUCGGUAAGUCUCUACCGGCUGGCUUGGUGAUCCACUUGCCAGGAGAAUGGCUGGUCCUGGAACCGGAGACGUGUUACUGUUUGACGAUGCUAUGGACUCCGACCCAGCCAACUGGAACCAGGGAAACAAUCCGCUUCACCAAUGAGAACAGAGGCCGAUAUGAUGUUAUUGUUGUUCUCAAGUCUGUUAUGAAUAUAAAAGGGAAAGGCGCCCUACCUAAAGGUUUCAAGAUAUCCCCAGGUAAAAUAAAAAAGAAAUCAGGUAAAAAAUCUCCAGUAGCUGUUUACAAGAAGAAGUCUGAAAUAAUUUACAAUACAACACAAAUACAGAAGACUUACAAAGUCAUCCAAUCACAACAAAAGGUUACUCAUCAAAUGUACAAUAAAGAAAAUAUGGCAAUUAACGACUUUGCCAUGGACAUUCGUCAAGAUAAGUGUCCAUUUGAUUCACCAGGCAGUAUUGACUUUAACUUUGAUACUUCCGAAGUUUUCUCUAAUAUGCGCCAGCCUUAUAAACAAGAUAUACUGCAGCAAACAUAUGACAAAUCUUAUACUUACAAUAACACAUUGAAUGCACCACAAAAUGUACUGAAGCCAUCCAACAAGCAAACUUGUGAUAUCUCUGGCACAGAACUGUUUGACAAUCUCACAUUUACUCCAUUAAAAACUUUGCCUGCUAAAGUUGAGAAACUUGACAAGGGACCUAAGAUUAUCCUUAGUAUGAAUUCUGAAAGUGACUUGGAUGAUAGUUUGGAGAAUAAGGAUUAUAAUAAAGAAAAUCAGACUCAUUCCAUUAUCAGUGUGACAUCUUCACAACCACCCAAUAAGUGGCUGACAGUCAAUCAUCACACUAAAGUUGAGACCCACAUGGAAACACCCACUAUACUGAGUAAGAAACACCCUGACACAUCAUCGCCUAAAGAGCUAAACAGCCCUAAUUUCUCUAUAAAUACAGAAUUCUCUCGUAUUAGCGACCUGUCGUUCUUUCCACAAAGAUUUUCGACAGAACGGAAAACAUUCCCGAAGUUAAAUAAUGAUACCCAUGACAUAUUUGACGACCAUUUCAAACCUGGCUCUGAUACCUACACCAAGGAAUCACCGAAUACGCCAAUGGAACCGAAUUUCAACCAAAUUUACGAAAUGAAGCCACCACACUUCUUUCUGAAAGAUCAGCCUAAGAUGUGCAGGCAAGCUCUCUUCAAAGACUACCAAUACCAGAAAGAAAACUACGAUCAAAGAAAUCAACACCAAAAAGAAAUUUAUGAUCAAAGAAACUUUUUGAAUGCUUACGAAAACGCUUGGCAAAACGAAUUACGAGUGGAUACACGAUCUCCUCCACCUAGAUCGAUCACUCCUCCUCUACAGUCUAUUCCCGAAGAAAGUGUCCAGUUCUCUGAUACCUUCAAUAGAACUGACCAACAAAUGUCUACAUUCACCAUCAAUCGUACUUUUGACAAAGCUCCCGAUAGGUUUUCUUCGAUCCCUGCAACGAGUCAAAGACAAUCGUGGUCCAAGAAAGCUGUGCGCGCGGAACCAGAUCUCUGGAAAAUACCGAUUUCUCAUGUCAAGAAGACUAUGAAAAGUAAGGCGUCUACCAAAAAAGAUUCGAGCAGUAGUAAAAUUUCUAAUACGACGUUUGAGACAAAUAAAAGUAUUAUCCAGAACAUGUCAGUCAACCAGGUCGGGAACGUAUACUCUCAAGCGGCGACAGUCGAUCCAUUCUUGUCGUCUACUUACUUUUACGACGAAGAAGCCGUAGAAAAGUUCGAAAAUGAAUUUAAGAGGUGGUUGAAUUGUAUAUUGACACCACCUUCCGAUUUGGAUAGCAACGUAGAACAGAAGAUAGACGUUGGAAAAGCUUGGAUCGAAAAUAGGAAUAAAGAAGUUCCUGCCGCGCCUACAAAGGAACAAGUAUCAAGUGCGUACCACAAUAGUCACCGCCUGGAGAGUCUUAGAAGAUCAGCUAGAGCUUUACUUAUGAGUCCUGAGAUCGCAAUAGUGUUCCAGAAGUUGACUGCUCAAAUUGACAAGAAACUUAUUGCCAUUAGGGCCGACAGAAAUCUUCAUUUAGAUGUUGGACUACAGAAGAUUAUCAUGGAGUUGCUAUUAUCGUACAAUCCACUUUGGCUUCGAAUCGGUCUUGAAGCCAUCUAUGGUCUUGUUUUACCUUUACAUUCAAAUAGCGACGUUGAGGGUCUCACUACGUUUAUAAUUCAAAGAAUGUUCAAGAACCCCUUUCUCAAAAAUAAACAUUCGAAGUCCAAUGCACCGAAUAUGUUACUCCCCGCGUACAUGGAAGCUAUUAAGAAGUUUACUCUCAAAAAGUUUUUCAUGCUCGUAUUCUUCUUGGAUCAAGCAAAACAAAGGAAACUUAUAUCACACGAUCCUUGUCUCUUCUGCAGAAACGCCGUUUGUAAAGAAAGCAGAGAAAUUAUAAUAAGAUUUACAAGAGAGCUUAUUGCAGGUAUAGGCGAUAUCACGAAACACCUUAGACCGCUCGGCUAUGUCGUGAGUCAUAAGCAGUCGUAUUUAGAUGAGUACAAAUACGCAGUGCAUAACAUAGCGUUGGACAUUAGGGAUGGGGUUCGACUAACGAAGGUAAUGGAAAUCAUUUUGAUGAAGGAUGGCUUAUUGAGGCAGCUGCGUACUCCGGCUAUUUCUCGUCUUCAGAAGAUCCAUAACGUGCAAGUUGCAUUGAAUGCUUUGAAAGAGGCCAACUUCGUGAUCGUUGGCGAAAUAACUUCCAACGACAUUGCUGACGGACACAGGGAAAAGACAUUGUCUCUGUUAUGGCAGAUUAUUCACGUGUUCCGCGCCCCAUUGUUUGAGAGAGCCGCUAAUGUUAUACAGACGUGGUGGAGGAAGAAGUACGAAGUUAUCGUAGAGAAGAGGAGGGAACAAGAGAGAAUACUUCAAGAGCGUGUGAACGCAGCCAGUGUGAUCCAAUGUUGGUGGCGCCGUAUACAGUACAACCGCCUGGUCGAAUGGAAGAUGCAACAGAUCACAACAGCGACAAUCAUAGUACAAAAGUAUUGUAGAAUGUGGAUACAUAGAAGUCGCCUUCUGCGCUGGAAAAGGAGCGUCCUGAAGAUUGAAACUUGGUACAGAUCUGUAAUGAUGAUGAGAGAAGCUAAAGCAGAACUUGAAAGGUUGAGAUUUGAGAGGGAAGAAUUGAGGCGUAAGGCUGCUAUACAUUUACAGUGUCAAAUCAGGCGCUGGCUAUGUGUGAGGCAAUACACGUUACAGUUAAAGAGGAUUGUCACUGUACAAAGCUUAGUCCGAAGAUUUCUGGUCAGAACACAGUAUAUUCGAUACAAGCAGGCUGUUCUAUGCAUCCAGCAAAGGUACAGAGGCAAACUAUUGAUGAAAGAGCAAAUGCAAGACUUUGCUAUUAAGCGCCGCAGCGCCAUCCUUAUACAGAGUUACUACAGAAUGAUACAGCAGCGCAGAUCUUACUUGAAACUUAAGAAUGCGAUCAAUAUAAUUGAAGAACGCUAUAGAGCAUUGCUUCAAAUGAGAAAUGCUCGCAGCCAGUAUCAAGCCCUGAAACAAAAUGUUAUUAUGGUACAGGCUUUGUACAGACGUAGGAAAUGCCAACAGGAAUAUUUAAGACACAGAGAACUUAUCAUAUCCCUUCAGAGGAGAGUCAGAGCUCACCAAUUAAUGAAAAAAGAAAAAGAAGAAUUUCUUCGUGUCAAGAAUGCAGCCAUUGUACUCCAAACAUACAUUAAGUCAUAUUUGAUCAUGAAAAAAUUAAGACAAGACUACCUACGACUACAACAGUCUACAAUUAUCAUUCAAAGAUACUGGUGUUCGUAUUUAGAAGCGAAAGCUCAGAGAAACGCUUAUCUGCGAUUAAGAAAUGCCGCAGUAACUCUACAGAGGUCCUACAAAGACUUGCUGCUUACACGUAAAGAGAGAUCUGAAUAUUUAUGCCUGAAGAAAUCUGUAAUAGUUAUACAAAGAAGGUUUAGAGCACAAUGUUUGAUGCGUAAACAAAAAGAAGAAUAUUCUAAACUUCGCCAAGCAACUAUCGUCAUUCAACAUAGAUAUGUAGCCUUAAUGAAAAUGCGUGAACAACAGGCCAUGUAUCUAAAUCUUAAGUCAUCUUGCAUAACUAUCCAAAAUGCUUACCGGGCGUAUACUCUGGGCAGGGAGCAAAGAAAGAAAUACUUGGCAUUAAAAACAUCUGCCAUUAAAAUCCAGAACUGGUUUAGAAGUUGCAAGAAGGGCAAAGAAGUACAACAGCAAUACCAGCAAGCGAAACAAGCUUGUGUUACUAUUCAGAAAAUAUACAGAGCGUAUGUUAUCGGAAGGAAACAGAGACAAGAGUUUAUUCGAAUUAGAACCGCAACUAUUCGCAUUCAAACUUAUUACAGAUCGUAUAUCGAAAUGAAGACCAUGAGACAGCAAUAUAUUAAAAUAAAAACAGCCACAGUUACUAUCCAGAGAUACUACAAAUCGCAUUUGGAAACCAAGAAGCAAAGGGCAUCGUAUAUACAAAUGAAAAACGCUGCAAUUCUUAUAGGAGACCAUUAUAAACGUUAUAGACUAACUAAGGCAGCCAAAGAUGAUUACCGUCGGCUUCGAAACGCAACUCUAUGCAUCCAGAGAAGAUACAGAAGUGUUUGUGCCAUGAGAGCCGAAAGAGAAAAAUAUUUAAGAACCAAACUUGUGCUUACACAUUUACAACAAAAGUACAAGGCCAUCCUUGCGAUGAGAAGAGACAGGCAAGCUUAUUUACACUUACAAAAUGCUGCUAAGACAAUCCAGAACAGAUUUAGAGCUCAAAAACUUAUGAUAUCGACAAGAAGUAUGUACACUACUAUGUUGACAAAGUGUAUCGUGAUUCAGAGAUUCUACAGAGCUAUAAUUGCAGGCAGGAAGCAAAGGAAAGAGUACAUCGAUUUGAAACAAUCUACUAUUGUCUUACAAAGAAGAUAUAGGGCUCUACUUGCAAUGAGAAAGUAUAGGAAAUUAUAUCUGAACAAGAAGUCAGCUGCUAUUGUUAUCCAAAGGAGAUUUAGAUCAUAUUGCCUCAUGUUGAAAGAAAGGCAAAAUUAUACAAACAUACUCAAGGCUUGUACUACUAUUCAGGCGGCAUUCCAAGCGUAUGUAAGUGGCAAACGCCAACGAAUUGAAUAUAAAAAAAUCAAAUCAGCUACCAUCCUAAUUCAGAGACGUUUUAGACUAAUCAGAGAAACUAGAAAGAUUCGAAAUGAAUACCAAACGCUUAGAAAGGCUGUUAUAAUAAUACAGAACAGAUAUCGACAAAAGAAAUUAGCUCGUAUUAUGAGAGAAAAUGAAGCUGCUCAGAAAAUAGAAAACUGGUAUGUUGCUACAAAAAAACGCGACAUGUGCCGUCAAGAAUAUUUAACGUUGAAAAAGUAUACAAUACUGACUCAGUCUGUAGUCAGAAUGCUUAUACUUCGUAACAGAUUUGUGGCUAUAAGAGAAGCUACUUUGUGCAUACAGAGAUUCUACCGCUCAUACAAGAUGGCGAUCACAGAACGCGAAAGAUACGUUAAGACAAGAACUUCCAUUAUUAAGUUGCAGAGUCAUGUUCGGAGCUUCAUUGAAAGAAGACGUUUCUUCAGGAUGCGAUCGGCAGCGGUGACAAUACAGGCGGCCUAUAGACUUAAAAAGAAGCGCGACCUUCUGAAAGCUCAAAGGUUACAAGCAGCAAUAUGCUUGCAGAAACACGUAAGACGAUAUCUAGUACGAUCAUGGUACGUAAAAUACAUACAACGGGUGAGAUUCAUUCAGACAAUAUGGAAAGGUAAAUUACUAACGAGACUGAUACGCUGCGAAUUUACACAAAAAAGAAGGAUUAUAGUCAAGUUCCAAGCUAUAAUCAGAGGAUACUUGGUGAGAAAACAGAUUCAGUUGAAGAGAGAACAUAUUGAAAAGAUUAGGGAAGAAAAGAGAGUCUACUGGGCAGCUUCUAAGAUUCAGGCGUUAUUCCGAGGACAUAAAGCGAGAAUGGACAUAGCUCAUGACAAGCGCGUGGCGGCAAUCAGGCGCAGAUGGCGCGACGGUGGCCUAAAGUCCACCCAAGAGUCUAUGAAGGAGCGCAACGAGGAAGCUAUGGAGGUGCUCAGGAAUAUCAGCGGCAUCGAAACUGUUAUCAAAGCAUUUAGAUCUCUUGAAUUAUUAACAGAAGUAUUUCCGAUGUUGUACAACGACAAUGCGUCAGCCAUUGUGCAUCGUGUGUACACUUACAUGUCAGUGACGAACAGAUCCAUAUCUAGUAUAGAAGUGCUGAAAUCUGCUGCGGCCGUGCUCGUCAAUUUGACUAGAUAUAGGAUCACGGGACCGAAAAUAUACUUGAGAGAUCGUAUUUCGCCAAUAUUAAAAUUCAUGUGGAGAUUCAGUAAUAGCGAGACUCAACUGUUUUGCAUAAUGGCAACAUAUUUGUGGCUGUUUUCCAAAUAUGAAAAUGUUAAGAAGGACCUAACACAGUUACUGAACCAGCCAGAAAACCACAGAAUGCUAGUAACAAUAAAAGGGAAUGUUGAUAGAACUAAGAGAAUGACUACAAACAUUAUGAGGAGCAAGUUCCAUACACCUCAACCAUCCAAAUUCAUUUCCCAUACAAACAACCAGUCUUUAAAUAUGAGCCUUUGUCAUACUGGACAAAGUACAAUGUUGCCAGCUUUAGAACCAGAUUAUGGCAUUGUCAGAGUAGAUAAACCACGGUACUUUGAAGACGCCCAACAAGCCAUCAGUUGCCUUUUCCACACAUAUCAACUGUGAUCAUAUGUUUUUGAGGAUUUUUAAUUAGUUAAAAUCGUUUAAUAUAUUCUAGCACUGUUAAUAUUAUUAUGUUAGUUUGUAUACUCCUUUAUUGUUAAUUUUCUGCCC